Daphnia magna is the source of this 2485-nucleotide messenger RNA. RefSeq names its product glutamate receptor ionotropic, delta-2. The transcript is spliced from 12 exons. NCBI's taxonomy places the organism in Eukaryota, Metazoa, Arthropoda, Branchiopoda, Diplostraca, Daphniidae. Gene Ontology annotation, molecular function: ligand-gated monoatomic ion channel activity. The record is from RefSeq and is a predicted model, not a curated record. Gene Ontology annotation, cellular component: membrane. Bases 871 to 2280 code for a protein of 469 amino acids.
GACGGUAUCCUUCUUGUAUGGAUUUUACCCAUAGCCUACCUUAGUUACCAUGGUAAUUACCAAGUUCUAGUUACUUGAAUAUGGCAUGGCUUCCCUAUAUGAGGUAAGGACUGUUCGGGUUUUAAGUACGGACCGUGGGAAAUGUCGGGAUUAAGCUAUGGCCAAAUAGGAGCAUAAAAUGCCCCAUUAUCAUAAGCUGUAGUUUACACAACAUACAUGCUAGGAAGGAUUGCUUGCUGACAAGGUAAAUUAGUUUCCAUCUUUACUUUGAAAUAUUCUUACCCCAUUGUUUUUACUUCAUACUAUGUAGUGUGUUCAACACUUUCCUUUCAGACUGAGCUUUCAUAUUGAUGUUUAAAAUAUCUCGUCAUCUGGUUAGAUUUUCAUUUAUACAUAUUUUAGAAUUGUACUGUCCACUGUAUGAACAGAGCAACAGACAUGUGUCUAGUCAUCCAGACAGCUUUCCUACCGGGAGAACUACAACAGAUCCCUCAUCAUGAACAAAACGUUGGUUUCAGUGAAAACUCCAAAGUUUAUUGGUUGAGCUUGUUCUGUUCUUUCUAUAACUUCAUCAGGAAUUCACCCUCAAGAGAAAAGUCAACAUCUGUUUAGAGCAUGCAACAAAGUACAAUAGAGACUAUAUAAAAUGUUUUAUAAUUUACAAUACGUCAAGCAUUUUCUAGCCAUGGGAAUGCGGGCAAUCCUAUAACUCUCCAUCGUUUACUGAUUCUAUUGUUCUUUAUCCAACAUUUUGUUCAAGCUGUCGCUACUCUUCUCUCUUUGACGGCAGAACUGAUAAAAGUGAUGGGCCCUACGUUAAAGAGAACACUCGACGUGUAGCGCAGGAGCAAACACCGUCAAGUUUUCAAAAUGUUUAAACAUCUGAUGGGAAUGCAAUGGAAGAUAAUUACCAUUUUCAUGCUGUUUCAUCCGUCAUUGUCAUUCUCGCCAAUUCACAAUGGGUUGAAUGGCGCCUACUUUCGGGUGUCUGCCCACCAUUUUCCUCCCUAUCAGAUUUUGACCCAGGGAGCCAAUGGGACCUUCAGUUAUGUCGGAAGCACGCCUAACAUAAUCUACUGGAUGGCAGAGAAAUUUAAUUUUACGUACACUUUUUUCCCUGUAGACAGUGCUGAAAGUGCAAAAUUAGGUUCAGUCCAAGCUGGCCUCAACCAGCUCAUUAAGAAGGAAGUCGACAUUUCAACCCUCUGCAUUGUCCCAACGUUGGAAAGGGCACAAUACAUGGAAUUCUCGUAUCCCGUAGCUAUUGAAUCUUACAAGUUUAUGGUUCCUAAACCCGGUGAGGAAAGCCGUCUUUUUGGCCCUGUGAGACCUUUUCAAUAUCCAGUAUGGGGAUGUCUGUUUAUAAGCCUCAUUUCCGUUCUCGUGGCGUUCACCAUUUCUGCAUGGUGCUAUUCACGUUGGAAUCCUAUGCCAACCGAUUACGCUCACGGCGCUUGGGAUAAACUAAGUAUCAAAAUUGGUAACUAUGCCAUGUACAUCGCGUCUACAUGUACAAAUCAAGGUCAAGGCAUGAACGCCCCUCAGAAUUCAUUUCGCAUUCUAGCUGGAGUGUGGUUAUUGGCCGCUACGGUGCUAGUAAAUUGCUACUCCGGCACUCUUAUGUCUUCGUUGACUCUGACUAAAUUUAAGGCUACAAUAAAUUCUUUGGAAGAUUUAGCUGCCAGUCAAGAGCUGACGAUGACGGCCAGUGCCAACUCUGUCAUGGCUGAAACUAUGCUAAACGCUAAUUCUACUACGUUAAAGGCCAUAGGAAAUGCAAUGCGCCGAAAUCCAGAUAGUAUUUACCUGACUCCCGAAAAGGGCUUGCACAAUAUAUUUUCGUUGAAAUAUGCUUUCGCGACGGUGGAAUCAUACAUGUCUUACUUGAUCAACAUUGAUUUGAAGAGAACAGGUGAAUGUCGAUUCCAUGUCACCGAACGUAUCCCAAUCACAGAGCCCUAUACUUUUGGCUUGGAGAAAGGCAAUAAAUUCAAUCAGCUGUUCAGCGAGAAGCUGCAGUACCUAUGGGAAACAGGUCUAAUGAACUACUGGUUGAAAAACAACCUUCAGUUAUCGGUCGACAAGUGCCUGGUCAAAAACAAAGAUUCUGCACGUCAGAAAGCCAUAAAGCUCGUUGAUUUGACAAGUGCUUUCUUCAUUCUGGGUACUGGAAUUGGUUUCGCGUUGUCCAGUUUCAUGAUAGAAGUCAUUUACUUUCAUCUUCAACGACGACAGCCUCUGAAGCUUCUGAAAUCUAGCAGAGGAAAAUUGCCUAAGUAAAACUUACCGUUUGUAAUAUCAAAGACGAAAUACCUGUCCUAGUAUGCGUCAUUAGUUUGGGUCACCCACGGCCCAAUGUAGAACACACAUCAAUGUUUGUUUUCCUACUGCAUCGUUUCUUUGUUAUUACAUGCAAGUCCUGUGAUACACAAAUUGUGGUGUCAAACAAUGUGAAUUAGCGUUAAAAUGAACUAGUACUUUUUAA